Messenger RNA from Yamadazyma tenuis ATCC 10573, 892 nucleotides. The record is from RefSeq and is a predicted model, not a curated record. Lineage: Eukaryota; Fungi; Ascomycota; Pichiomycetes; Serinales; Debaryomycetaceae.
CACCGUUGCCUCCAUGUUCACGCGGUUCAUUCGACACAUCCACCCCCUCGGCCCCCGGUACGGGGCCCACAUGCUUCACACGACAUCUCCCACUGCCUACGCGUUGUUCAAGGACCUCCCGCGUAAAGAAAGUCGUCCUCUCAGCCAACUUACUGCCGAGGUCCAACCACCCCAGGAACAAUCACAAACAGAUACUACCACCACUAUUUCGUUCCACGAUGGCCCCAUUGUCGCCGACCCGGUCGCCCCUGCUCCUGGGCAGCCCAUCAACUGGCUGGACUCGUUCCACGGGUUGGGCGUGGCGCCGUUCCCACGAGAAGUCUCAGACGUGUUGCUUGCACCGCUAAAUGAAGAAGACAUUGAAAUAAAACCCGACGGGUUGUUGUACCUUCCAGAAAUCAAGUACCGGCGGAUCUUGAACCGGGCGUUUGGGCCAGGCGGCUGGGGUUUGGCGCCACGGACGGAGAGUUUCAUCACUCCCAAGCAGAUUAGCAGAGAGUAUGCGUUGGUGUGCCACGGACGGUUGGUUAGUGUGGCACGGGGCGAACAGGACUACUUUGGGGGCGAGGAGAAGGUCGCCACCGCGUUGGAGGGGUGUAAAAGUAACGCGUUGAUGCGGUGUUGUAAAGAUUUGGGGAUUGCCAGUGAGUUGUGGGAUCCUACGUUUAUCAAGAGCUGGAAAAAGAAGUAUUGUGAUGAGGUGUUUGGGGAGCAUGUCGUGAACAAGAAGAAGAAGAAGUUGUGGAAGUUGAAGCGGAACAAGGCUUUGGACUAUCCGUACAAGCUUGUUUGAGGUGGGCCUACCUUGAGAUUUGAGAUGCUUUGAGUGCUACUGCUCUCCCCUGCUCUUCUACUGUAAAUACUGCUGUAUAAUAAUUUACAUCCUAGUCGU